This is a messenger RNA of Equus quagga, 1260 nucleotides long. Its product is annotated as collagen alpha-1(I) chain-like. The record is from RefSeq and is a predicted model, not a curated record. The transcript has 3 exons. Lineage: Eukaryota; Metazoa; Chordata; Mammalia; Perissodactyla; Equidae. Bases 1 to 1260 code for a protein of 419 amino acids.
AUGUCCUUCCAGUUCUCUCUCCAUCUGCCCACUGUGCCCCGAGGCUGGCCUGUGUUCCGGUCCCCUGCUCCUCUGCACCCUGUCACUAGUCGGUGCCUCCCUGAGCCCCUGGGGCCCCUGCCGCCCGGCCUGGGCACCAGCCCCUCGCCCCCCGACAUUCCGCACGUCCCCUCCGUAACCUCCGCGGGGCCGGUCUCGGACGAGCUGCGUGCCGCCGGCGGCGGCGCCUUGGUUCCGGGCCAGCAAACUUCUCCGGGACCCCGCAGCGCCCGGGCGCGCGCCGCCGCCGCCUCCUUCUCCUCCGCCUCCUCGGGGCCGCGGGGGCGCGGGGGCGCGGGCGCGCGGGCGGCGGGGAGCGGGGCCGCGUUCCUCCAGCGCCGGGACCUUCCCGCGGGGACCGCGGGGACCACGGCGGGGACCACGGCGAGGACCACGGCGGGGACCACGGCGGGGACGCUGGGUCCGGCGGCGCGCGCGCUGCGCGGUGACCGAGGAGCCGGGCCGGCCGCUCCGGACGAGCCGGGCUGGGGGACCGGAGCCCGGGGUCCCCGCCGCGCCGCCCCGAAGCCGCCCUCGGGAGAAAGACCCGCAUAUCCGAAUAGCGCUCACAGUUCCGCUGCGCAGACACACCGAGCGAGAAGCCCCCAGGAGCAAAGUCUAAGCAUAACCGCAUUAGGCGACCGUACGCGCAUCCACGACACUAUACGGAGCAUACGGAAGCGGCCGUGGCGGGCCAAACGUUUUGGUCCCAUCUGCAGCUACCUCUGGGAAUGCGUAAUUGCAGGUGUGCACCAAAACCUCUUCCCGUGGGUGGCACAGUUUUUCCAUUUUCUUGAAAAGCAGAUGCACGCAAAUGCCCAGAGACAAGAGCAGAUGACAGGGACCCGGCGUGUGGGCGCAGCUUACCUCCGGCGUGGGCCGAGCCGCUCGCAGCGCGGGGGUCCCGGCAGGGCUGCGGCGCCGCCGACGAGUGGCCCGCGAGCGCCCGGCGAGUGGGAAGGGGACGCAUCUCUGCCCUUAUUAGUCUCUCCCGGUGUGACCCUCCCACUCCGCAGGACAGGACUCGGCCAACUCGCGCACAGGUUUUCCUUAAUUACCACAGUGUCGCCUCGGAGCUGGGAGGAUGCCUCUCGGGUUUGCGUUGUUAACAGCUUCGCGGACGGAACGCAGGCGAGAUGCGGGUGCCUGGAGCUUCUCACUUCUGGUUAUGAAGACGUGUCUUCAAAGUGUUGUGCCUGGCAUUCAUUCACAGGGAGAUAA